UUUUGCAUAACCAUUAUGUUGUCUCCCCGGCCCCUGAACUAUCUUCAAAACACUCUUGGGGAAUGGACGUGGGGUUCUCAAAGCUGCAGUGGCAGGAGGUGGGGGGGGUGCGGGAGGCCUUUCUGGGCGCCUGUUGCUCCCCUCCCUCCUUGUUCGGUGGGGGCGGGGGGCGGGGCCACCGGGACUACUGGGGCACUGGGCUGCCGGAGGCGGGGUGAAGGUCAGUGCGCGGUUUCGGCGCCUCCAGCUGCAGGCUCUGCGGGGCAGCGCAGCGCUCGCCAUUGGCCGGGCGCAGGGCUCCAAGGCGGUCGAGUGGGGCUCCCGAGUGCGGGCGCAAGGGGACCAGCUGGGCUCGCACCAUGCCCUACCUGCUCAUCAGCACCCAGAUCCGCAUGGGAGGAAGUCCACCUCCAUGGGGCUGCCAGUCAAGCAGCCUCAUGGCUUCUCUUCCAGGAGGUGGGCCCCACCUUGGUGGGUGACGAGCACUCCGAUCCAGAGCUGAUGCGCCACCUGGGGGCCUCCAAGAGAAGUGUCCUGGGCAACAACUUUAUUGAGUACUAUGUCAAUGACCCUCCACGCGUGGUGCUGGACAAGCUGGAGCGCAGAGGCUUCCGUGUGCUGAGCAUGACCGGGGUGGGCCAGACACUGGUGUGGUGCCUGCACAAGGAGUGAUCCAGAGGCGGCUGCA
Molecule: messenger RNA, 688 nt
Organism: Erinaceus europaeus (western European hedgehog)
Lineage: Eukaryota; Metazoa; Chordata; Mammalia; Eulipotyphla; Erinaceidae
Gene: GCHFR
Product: GTP cyclohydrolase I feedback regulator
Exons: 3
Coding region: 16-672 (218 amino acids)
Biological process (GO): negative regulation of biosynthetic process
Cellular component (GO): nucleus; cytoplasm
Molecular function (GO): GTP cyclohydrolase binding
Source: RefSeq, a predicted model, not a curated record